CAUCCUUUUCCCUGCUACGUCAUCUUCUCUUUCCUUCAUCUUCCACUCUCUCUUUCUGAAACCACUGUUGUCUACAUAAUACACGAACAGAGCAAGAUAGAUAUAUAUUCGCUAUAUCUGUCUGUUUUGCCAAGUAGCUGCAUUUUUUGGAUGAAUGCUGUGAAUAUCGGGGCAAGAAAAAAUCUGAUGGGAUUGCUCUCCCGAUCGGCGAUGUUGGAGGGUUGAACGGGGUUCUGAUUUAUUUAUCUAUUUUUUUUUUUUUGAAGAUGAUCCCUCUUGGGAACGGAGAAGUGGGGGUCCCACUUCCUCUCGAAUGGAAAUUCUCUCAGGUUUUUGGAGAGCGAGCGGCCGGGGAGGAAGUUCAGGAAGUUGAUAUCAUAUCUGCUAUUGAGUUUGACAAAAGUGGUGAACAUCUUGCAACUGGAGACCGUGGAGGCCGGGUUGUGCUAUUUGAAAGGACAGAUGGGAAAAAUUAUGCCUUCCGGAAAGAUCAGGAAAAGAUGGACUAUUCCAAUGCUAGGCAUCCUGAAUUUCGUUACAAGACAGAGUUUCAGAGUCAUGAACCUGAGUUUGACUACCUCAAGAGCUUGGAAAUAGAGGAGAAAAUUAAUAAAGUACGAUGGUGUCAAACGGCAAAUGGUGCACUUUUCCUUCUAUCAACUAAUGAUAAAACUGUGAAGUAUUGGAAGGUUCAAGAGAAGAAGGUAAAGAAGAUAUGUGAUAUGAAUCUAGAUCCUUCAGCAUCAAUAGGAAAUGGAAGGUUUUCUGGUCCAAUUGGGGCAGCAACUGACUUUGUAUUCCCCCCUGGAGGAUUUCCUUCUCUUCACUUACCAGUGGUAAUUGUUGGCCAUGAGACACAACUUGUUCCUAGAUGUCGAAGAGUAUAUGCACAUGCCCAUGAUUAUCAUAUUAAUUCCAUUUCAAACAACAGUGAUGGAGAAACAUUCAUAUCAGCAGAUGAUUUACGAAUAAAUUUGUGGAAUAUAGAGAUAAGUAACCAAAGCUUCAAUAUUGUUGAUGUGAAGCCUGUAAACAUGGAAGACCUCACUGAGGUUAUAACUUCUGCCGAAUUCCAUCCUACACAUUGCAAUACAUUAGCAUACAGUAGCUCAAAGGGCACAAUACGCCUUAUUGACAUGAGGCAAUCAGCUUUGUGUGACACACAUGCCAAACUGUUUGAGGAGCGUGAGACACCUGGUUCACGUUCAUUUUUCACAGAGAUUAUUGCUUCAAUAUCAGAUAUCAAGUUUGGGAAGGAUGGAAGACAUAUAUUGAGUCGUGAUUACAUGACCCUAAAGCUUUGGGAUUUAAACAUGGAAUCUAGUCCUGUUGCAACAUUCCAGGUGCACGAGUAUCUGAGGCCUAAGCUAUGCGAUUUAUAUGAAAAUGAUUCCAUAUUUGACAAAUUUGAAUGCUGCUUGAGUGGCAAUGGUCUCCGUGUUGCCACUGGUUCUUACAGCAACUUGUUUCGAGUUUUUGGAUGUGUUUCUGGUAGUAAUGAGGCAACAACAUUAGAGGCCAGCAAGAAUCCUACCAGACGUCAAGUUCAGACCCCUUCAAGGUCUUCAAGAUCAUUCACCAGUCUGGCACGCUCUCGUAGACGAGGAGCUGAGAAUUUGAAUGCAGAUGCAAAUGGGGGAGUGUAUGAUUUCUCAGCCAAGUUGCUCCACUUAGCAUGGCAUCCAACCUCUAAUGUUAUUGCAUGUGCUGCUGCUAAUAGCCUCUACAUGUAUUAUGCCGAGGAUGUUCCCCGGUGAAAGACCGGCUACUGAACAACUGUAGUGAUGAAGUGGGGUCCAUUAUCACUCAACUUGUAUUAUCAGAUGAAAUCAGUUUGCUCAAUUAAUUCUUUUUUGUAGAAAGAUUAAAUUCUUUCCGUGCUUUUUUAUUCAUCUUUGUUUUUUUGGAGGGGGUGUUCAGUUAAGUGUUAGUGCAAAUAUGUUAACCUUAAACAGGAGAGAAGUUGUACCAUGUGUCUCUUCGCUGGGAAAUAUGGGGGAAGAGCAUGUUGUGGUGGCAGGACUUUCAUUGAUUCUCAUAUCAAAAGCUUUGGUAAAUUCAUAUAUAUCUUGUUUGCAGAUCUCACACAGCUGAUGUUGUGGGCAGUUUGGCUUUGUAAAUCUAGUGGAGGAAUGAAAAUUCACUAAUUUGAUGUGUCA
Messenger RNA from Nelumbo nucifera (sacred lotus), 2159 nucleotides. RefSeq names its product serine/threonine protein phosphatase 2A 55 kDa regulatory subunit B beta isoform-like. Gene Ontology annotation, molecular function: protein phosphatase regulator activity; protein binding. The record is from RefSeq and is a predicted model, not a curated record. NCBI's taxonomy places the organism in Eukaryota, Viridiplantae, Streptophyta, Magnoliopsida, Proteales, Nelumbonaceae. Gene Ontology annotation, cellular component: protein phosphatase type 2A complex.